Messenger RNA from Wasmannia auropunctata (little fire ant), 2087 nucleotides. RefSeq lists its product as uncharacterized. The transcript has a single exon. Lineage: Eukaryota; Metazoa; Arthropoda; Insecta; Hymenoptera; Formicidae. The annotation marks the transcript as partial. The record is from RefSeq and is a predicted model, not a curated record. Gene Ontology annotation, molecular function: zinc ion binding; nucleic acid binding.
GCAGCAGAACGAGAGCAAAAAAUAGAGUAGCACGGGCAACGGAUGUCGAAUCUGUGACUACUUACCAGUCGGAGGAAGCAUCGAGACCGGGUGCACGAGCGGAUGAAGAUUUGGAGAUUGUAUCGGUGCAGGCGGGUACUGGACCUAGAAGGGGAUCCACCUCCUCUUCCUCCGGGAAGAUCAGGCCUCCCCCGAGAAUUGGCCAGAAGAGAAAAAAGAUACUGUCGUCUCCUGAGACGGAUAAAGAGGAGGUGAGCCCGAUCUCGAGUUUCUCUGAUUCUCAGAGAAAAGAGCUGGCACACAAAUUACAGGAUAUAGAGCUCCUCUCGUCAGCAGACAUGGCAGCGGUGGCUAUGGAAUGGCUUAAUGACAUGGAGGAAUGUCGCAAGAUGUCAAGCAACAUGAAAGGAUCUAUCACAAGAAAGAUGAAGAUCAACGUAGCUGCCCUUGCGGAAACAACAAAAAUUCUUUCGAUGAGAGCCUCACAGGAGGGGGAUGUCGGCUUUCUGAGGUCCAAGCUCACAGACAUGCAGAGUGAGAUCAAUGGCCUCAGAGAGGAGAACCAACGCUUGAAAGUUCAGAUGGACGAAAUUGCAAGCGGACUCCGUAUAAGAGCGAGCCCUCCCGGGAAUUCUGACCCCAGACCCGGGACCUCCUCAGCCCGGAUGGAGAUUUCGCCAGACCCCCCUCCGGGACUGGAAACGAAUAGAAGCCGUGAAGCAUCGGUACAAUUGCAAUCAGAGAACGUGGGCCGAAGAACGAACAGCAGGGAGACAUCAAGACCUCGAGAAAGACCCUCGGGCACAAUGGACGAGGAAUUUCUCGACAGGCUAGGCAACAUUAUUAAUGGUGCGGUGGCUAGCGCAAUCUGGGCGCAACUCCCAGGUUCGAGGAGAACCGGCAGGAACAGGCGGGAGGAAACAAGAAAUCCCCCAGCUAGGGAAGUUCCCCAAGAGGGGGAGGGCUGGGGAUCUUCCUCAGUCGCCGUGGAUUCCCAAGCGGCGGAAACCGGUGACGAAAUACCGUUACCGCAAAGGAGAGAAAGCGCAAGAGGACAAAAAAAUCAAACGCGAAGAACCCGUGGGAAUACGCUGAGGGACCCAGCCGGAAACACCGCAGGAUUAGUGAACAGGCCUGCUUACCAGGCGGAUUACCCUCCUCUACCGGAGAGGGAGGAUAGAAGAGAGAUACCGCGAUUAGUCCGCGAUGCACAAGUUCCGCGGCAGGAGGAAAAAACACGGAGGGAGGUGAACCGCGGGCAGGAGAACAGAAGGGUAGCUAGGACCCCACGUGUGCGGGCUCCUAGGUCAUCCGCGAUUACAAUUUCCUGCCCGGAGGGAAUAACGUAUUCCGAGGUCAUACGAAAGGCCAGAAAUGAAAUCGCUCUCGACGAGCUCGGUAUAAAGGAAACAAGGAUGCGGAGUACGAUGGGCGGCAGUGUCCUCAUAGAAAUACCGGGCGAUAAUACGUCACCGGCAGCAAACAAUCUGGCGAAAAAACUGCAAGAGGCCUUUAAGGACACUAACGUCCAAAUAAGAAGACCCAUGAUGAGGGGAGAGGUAAGGUUGGCCGGUCUGGAUGCUUCCGUAACCACUGAAGAACUUAUCGAGGCAGUUGCCAGGGCGGGUGGUUGUGAGGCGGCUAACGUCCGCCUAGGCUCAUUCAGACUGGCAAGAAAUGGAAUGAGGACGGUCUGGCUGCAGUGCCCCCUGGAAGCGGCAACCAGACUUGCAGAAACUGGAAAGAUUAGAGCUGGAUGGUCCACGGCACUUGUAGCGCUGUUGAAAAGGAGGCCCCUCCAGUGCUUCAAGUGCUUUGCCACGGGUCACGUUAGGGAUAACUGCCCAAGCGAAAUUGAUAGAGCUAACAACUGUUUCAACUGUGGCGAGCCUGGCCACACCAUGAGGGAAUGCGGUGGCCCACCGCGGUGCCCGCUGUGCAAAGAGAAGGGCCUGCGAUACGACCACAGAGCGGGAUCCGAGGUCUGUCCGCCAUGCCCACCAAGAAGGACCCAGAGUGGGAGCCCAAGGCGCGGAAAAGUUCAGGCCAAUCGGAGUAAUGUGGCCGAAGAACAGAGGACUAAAUAA